Molecule: messenger RNA, 822 nt
Organism: Anopheles moucheti
Lineage: Eukaryota; Metazoa; Arthropoda; Insecta; Diptera; Culicidae
Exons: 3
Coding region: 90-725 (211 amino acids)
Source: RefSeq, a predicted model, not a curated record
UGUUCUACAUACGACCGAGGCGCUGUGCCAUUCCAGUUCUGUUAAGGUCCAAAAACGGCAGCCAAGUUGUGCCAGGAAAAUAUCGGAAAAUGUUUAAAUAUAUCGCAAUAGUGGCGUUAGUGCUGGGCUACACUGCCGGAAACGCAUCGGCAUUACAAUGCUUCACCUGCACUACCUUUAACAAUACUAACUGUUUGGUACCGGACCGACGCAACGAGCUGUUGGAAUGUCCUCCCUCUCCGAAUGUUAAUGAAAUUACCUGCUUCACGCGCAUUGUGGGCCAGGAUGUGGAGCGUGGAUGUGCCACAGAGCUAACGGCAAACGAACGUGACAACUGUGCCCUGGUAAACAAUUGUCAGCUUUGCGCGAACGUAAACAACGAGACCUGCAACGGCAACCUGUUCCCGCACGGUCGUCUACACUGCCACCAGUGCGAAGGAAACACCAACAGUACUUGCGCCGACGAGCUCCAAACGGAAGCGUCGCCCUGUUUGCGCUUUGUGGCCGACGAUCGAUGUGUGGUACAGGUGCGGGAAAACAACGUGCUGCGCGGAUGCCUCUCGGAAAAUGACGCCUGCCGGACCAGCGGUGACUGUCACGUGUGUUCUGGCAAUGGGUGCAAUUUCCGGCAUUUCGAGUACAGUGCAGCGCUCAGUGUGGUCGCACAAAUGCCGCUGCUUAUCGCAGCCAUUCUGCUGACUGCUUUCGUCACUAAUAGUCUGUAAGCUCUGGCAUGUCCUUCACGGACAUUGUAUGCAUACGUCUUUAAGCAUGUAGUUUGUAGCUCACGGUGACGCUAACAAAACGAACAUAAAAAUAGUG